Fulmarus glacialis (Northern fulmar) is the source of this 1760-nucleotide messenger RNA. It is a transcript of the gene RHPN1, whose product is annotated as rhophilin, Rho GTPase binding protein 1. The transcript has 12 exons. Gene Ontology annotation, molecular function: protein binding. NCBI's taxonomy places the organism in Eukaryota, Metazoa, Chordata, Aves, Procellariiformes, Procellariidae. Gene Ontology annotation, biological process: negative regulation of stress fiber assembly. The record is from RefSeq and is a predicted model, not a curated record. The annotation marks the transcript as partial.
GUUGCUGUCUUCUUCCAGCGAGUCCAUCAGUGUCCCCAUGAUCCCUUUGGGCCUGAAGGAGACGAAGGAGCUGGAUUUGCUGGCACCACUGAAGGAUUUCAUCAGUGAACACUAUGGAGAGGAGGGCAUCUUGUUUGAAAAGGAAAUCAAAGAGUUCAUGGAGCUACGGCAGGCGAUGCGUACCCCAAGCCGCAAUGAAGCCGGGCUCGAGCUCUUGAUGGAGUAUUACAACCAGCUCUACUUCUUCGACAGCCGUUUCUUCCCUCCAACCACAAGCCUGGGUGUCUUCUUCCACUGGUACGACUCCCUGACGGGGGUCCCGUCCCACCAGCGAGCGCUGGCCUUCGAGAAGGGCAGCGUGCUCUUCAACAUCGGAGCCCUGCACACCCAGAUUGGAGCGCGGCAGGACCGUGCAUCCCUACCAGGGCUCAAUCAGGCCAUUGAUGCCUUUCAGAAGGCGGCUGGUGCCUUUAACUACUUGAAGGAAAACUUCUCCAACGCUCCCAGCCUGGAUAUGAGCGCUGCCUCCUUGAACAUGCUGGUGCGGCUGAUGGUCGCCCAGGUCCAGGAGUGCGUCUUUGAGAAGAUGACCUUGCUGCGUGCCCAGCACGACUUCCUCACCCGGCUGCAGCUCGCCCAGGAGGCGGCAAGGGUAGAAGACGUCUACUCGCUGGUGCACCAGACGAUGACCCAAGCCCACGUGAAGGAUUACGUUCCCUUCUCUUGGACCACCAUGGUCCACGUCAAGUCGGAGCAUUUCAAAGCCCUGUCCCACUACUUUGCUGCCAUUGCUCUCUGCGACUGCCCCGUGGCAUCUGACGCUGAACUGCCGGAGCACGAGAAGGCUUUUAUCCAGUUCCACAUCACCAUGCCAGAGGGACCAUCGCUCCACGUCCUGCUGCAGGACCCCGAGGAGAGGAGGAAGCUAGGCAAAGCUCAUCUGAAGAAAGCCAUCAUGAAGCACGAGGAAGCUAUGAGGAUCCACGGCUUGUGCAAGAUCCUGCGGAAGAUGGAUAUCCUCCAGGAGGUCCUCUCCUUCGCCCACAAACGCUCGCUGAGCAAAUAUUCGGAAAUCGACCACGAGGAGGACUUCUUUGAAACCGGAGAUGCCCCGGACAUUCACCCCAAAACGCACCAGAAACCAGAGAUAAAAUCCCCCAACUUCUCCCAGGUGAAGGUGACCGACCUCUUCCACAGGCUGGGACCCCUUUCGGUUUUCUCGGCCAAAAACAAGUGGUACCCAGCACGGAGAGUCCACCUGAUGAGGGGAGAGAACGGUUUUGGGUUCACACUGCGAGGAGACUCCCCCGUCCUCAUUGCUGGUGUCAUCCCAGGGGGCUGCGCUGCCGAAGCUGGGCUGAAGGAGGGAGACUACAUCAUCUCAGUGAACGGCAAGGACUGCAAGUGGUCCAAGCACGCUGAGGUGGUGCAGCUGCUGAAGAGCACUGGGGAGGAGGGAGUGGAGAUCAGUGUGAUAACCCUGCAGGGCUCAGAGGCACCAAAAGCCGCAGACAAGAAAGCAGCAGCAAUGUCCUCAGGCAGCGGGAUGUUGAAGAGCAACAAGGAGAACAGCCGAAAGAGCCUGAUGAACAGCAAGAGUGCCAGCACGCUGCUGGUCUGGAGCAAGAAGAGCAAGCGGAGCAAGAAGAGCACCUACGGUGUCCCCUUCACUGCGGUGGGAGACAACGAGGCCAUGUACUGAAGUGGCCACUGGGCUAGGUCGUGUCCCGUGAGCUCCGGGGCUGGCUGCCCGUGAAUCC